Pyricularia pennisetigena is the source of this 1371-nucleotide messenger RNA. RefSeq lists its product as uncharacterized. The record is from RefSeq and is a predicted model, not a curated record. Lineage: Eukaryota; Fungi; Ascomycota; Sordariomycetes; Magnaporthales; Pyriculariaceae. The transcript has a single exon. Bases 1 to 1371 code for a protein of 456 amino acids.
AUGGCAUCAUCUUCAGCCGAUUUCUUCGCUCGCGUUAGCGCAAGCUGCCAAGGUGACCUCAUCACCCAAGGCACAAACAGUAUAGAGUCGGCCGCCAUAAUAGAAGAAAAAUGCAACGACAUCGCCCGACGUAGAUACCCGACCGAGGCGAUCCGCCCUGUUCCAUUCCAGGGCGGAUGCUCCUAUUCGCUGCUUGCUGGCGAUUUCAAAGUGCUCCAAUAUCGUCUGGGCACCGACUUUCUGGAUUUGGACAUUAUCAAGCAGGCAAGACAGGUCUAUGCCGACCUAGUGCCAAACACGGAGUAUCUGGGGUCCGUCGAGGUGAUUGCUGUAGACCUGGCGAACCCAGUCAGCAUGAACCUUUACGUCCAUGACCGCAUUGGCGGUGUAUCCCUCGCCCAGUACCGCCUCGAAAGCCAGGAGAAAUCUCAAAACCGGCAGUAUGCCGAUAGGGAAGCUCUGGUCCGAGAUUUUGCCCGUUUCGUGGCGAAAGGGUGUAGCCAGAGAGUCGAAAGCCCUCCGCCGAGCCUCGGCCGCGUCGGUAGUUCGCUCCAGCACCGACUCGAGAUUCUUCGUGACAGACUACCCGAACGCUUUCAACCAUUCGCGAGGAGUUCCCUAGACCACCUGCGCGAGAUGAAGAGCACAACGUCUUGGGUCUUGACGCAUGGUGACGUCGUUCCCGGCAACAUCAUGAUCGAUCCUCAAGGUCCGCGAAUCUCGGGCAUUCUGGACUGGGCCGAAGCCGAGUGGCUCCCCAUGGGUAUCCAGCUCUACGGGCUCGAGGAGUUCCUGGGCGAGUCGACGGGAGGAGAUUCGAGCACGCAGUACCCGCCGCCCAUGAGCGUGUUUCGAUAUUUUGCAGACGUGCAGAAGUUAAGAGAGGCCUUUUGGGAAGAGAUGGACCUCUGCUGGGCAGGGGCACUCACGUCGACUCUUCACGAAGACCUCGCCAAGUACCGCGUGAUUGGAGUCUUGCUCUGGCAUGGCAUUGCAUGGGAUGGCGGAAAGCUCGAUCGAGUGGUCCAGGAGGGAAUUGACGAUGCUGAGAUACAGCGGCUUGACUUAUUCCUUCUGGGGAGAGAGGCUCCUCAGGAAGAUGUUGUCAACCGCGUCAAUAAAAUCUCAAACAAUCCCAAGCCCAAGCCCAAGCCCAUUGCGAUAGAGGGAUCAGAGGACUCCAUGUUGGACGAUGUCCUAGACGACGAAGACGCUGAAAUUUUCAGGCAGGAGAAUCCUAGCGAGCAAAAGCCUUCAUUAGGGCAGGCUCGCGUCAGCCAAGUUUCCGAAUCACGCGAAGCUGGGCGUGAGAAAAAACAUGGGUUCGGAAGACGACUGUUGAACUUUAUGACCUGCCGAGGCAAGUUGUGA